Messenger RNA from Caenorhabditis elegans, 1420 nucleotides. NCBI's taxonomy places the organism in Eukaryota, Metazoa, Nematoda, Chromadorea, Rhabditida, Rhabditidae. The record is from the annotation of a RefSeq genome assembly.
AUGGAAAUUGUGAUUUUGUUAAAAGGGAUUAUGCAAUUCGUUGCAAUUAUUUUUUCACUAUUCUCCAACAUACUUUUAAUGUUUCUGGUAAUUCAUAAAUCGCCAAAGAAAAUUGGAAAUUACAAAUAUCUCAUUAUCUCCACAGCUAUGGAAACAGUUUCUCAAUGAUAAUGGAUUUGAGGGAAAGUGUUCUAUAUGAUUCCAAGAAAAUCGCCUUUUUCUGUACUGGUAAUGAAAUUUUCCUUAGAAACCUUAUAAUUUGCACCCCAUUUAUUUUAGUGUCUCUUACUGGUUGCUUUGGCAUGACUAUCUACGCAAUUACCGUUAAUUUUGUCUAUAGAUUCUAUGCAGUUCAAAGUAUCUCCACAGCUAUGGAAACAGUUUCUCAAUGAUAAUGGAUUUGAGGGAAAGUGUUCUAUAUGAUUCCAAGAAAAUCGCCUUUUUCUGUACUGGUAAUGAAAUUUUCCUUAGAAACCUUAUAAUUUGCACCCCAUUUAUUUUAGUGUCUCUUACUGGUUGCUUUGGCAUGACUAUCUACGCAAUUACCGUUAAUUUUGUCUAUAGAUUCUAUGCAGUUCAAAGUAUCUCCACAGCUAUGGAAACAGUUUCUCAAUGAUAAUGGAUUUGAGGGAAAGUGUUCUAUAUGAUUCCAAGAAAAUCGCCUUUUUCUGUACUGGUAAUGAAAUUUUCCUUAGAAACCUUAUAAUUUGCACCCCAUUUAUUUUAGUGUCUCUUACUGGUUGCUUUGGCAUGACUAUCUACGCAAUUACCGUUAAUUUUGUCUAUAGAUUCUAUGCAGUUCAAAGAGAAAACCGAGUCCGCUACUUUGCCGGAAAACGUUUGUUUCUAUGGAUGUCUAUUCCAAUAAUUGCUGGCAUAUUGUGGCUUUCUGUUCGAUCGUUUGCUUUGGGUUUUGAUCUGGAGUUAAAAGAAUAUUUGAGACACUUAAGAAUGUUAAAUUUUUCAACACUUUCAGAGAUAGCAUCAAUAGAACAUAUGGCCUUGAUGCUGACGAAAUCACAUUCACUGGAUGUUUAUUCUGGAGAACUGACAAUCAUGGAAUUCUAUAUCUAAGCGUAAAAAAUACAAUUGGGACAAUUUGUCUUGGAUCUAUCAUGACACUCCCAUUCUUUACAAUCUGCUAUCUCGGGACCAAGAGCUACCGAAUAAUUAAAAAUAUUCUAUCAAAAGGAGCAAGUCCUUAUUCGCAAAGAUUGCAGAUGCAAUUAUUUAAGGCACUGGUUGCUCAAACUGCAAUCCCAAUGAUCUUUUUAUUUUUUCCAAUUGGGGCUCUUUUCACGGCGCCUGUUUUUGGUAUAAAUAUGGAAAAGUUCAGUUUUCUGGUUACAUUUUUCUACUCAAUGUAUCCCAUGGUUGACCCACUUCCCACUAUUUAUUACGUAGAUGAAUACAGAAAUGA